AUGGAGUCAAAUUUCCACUCGACGGUGCUGCAGAGACCGCCCAGCCUGCACGACUACGAAGACCAGCAACGCGACCGCGACCGGGAGCGGGAACGAGAGCGGGAACGCGGCAGCAGCGAGCGGCGACACCGCGACAUUCUCAACCCGGUCCAGCACGGAGACAACACCAACCCCCAGCCUGGGUCGAGCUCGCAUGCGUCCGGGCAGCAGCAGCAGCAGCAGCAGCAGCAACAUUCGCAACAUUCGCAUCAACCGCCGCCACGGCACUCGUUCAGUCUGCGGUCGCCCACCCAGCCCGACUUCCACCACGCGGCGCCGCCUCACUUUCCGGGCUCCAGCUCUGCCUCUCCCUCGUCAGCGCCAUCCGCCAGUGCCGCUGCAAACACCAACGCCAACGCCAGCAUCAGCACCAGCACAAAUGGGACCGGCUCGGGCACCCGUUCGCUCCUGCACAACCCAUUCCUGACCUCGUCGUCCGCUGCGCCGCCAUCACUCCCGCCACCAGUCCACCCGUCAAGCAUCGCACCUCCUCGCUCACCCCUACACGCGCCGCCAGUCUUUUAUCCCCAGGACAUGCGCGAACACCGCGACGCCCCGCGAGAGAAGACGGCCGGGAGCUUCUACGACCCAACCACCGACACCACCACCUCGACCAGCGACCGCAGGGUGAGCGACUCGGGCCCCGCCUGGCACAGCGCGCCGCAGACUUCAUCAGCAUCGUCAGCAUCAAAGCCUCGCGAUGCAUUAAAUAGGGACUACGAUUAUCCCCCGCAACCAUCCGUCGAUCGUUCUCCCUAUUACAAAGGCAGCUACACUUCUCCUGUCGCCACAACAUUCCCCCCGCGAAGCCCGGUUUCUCAUUCCCACCCGGCUGCAGGUUCCAUCAGCCCGCCAGCUGGAGCUCGCGCGAUGGCAUCACCCAACGUGCUCAAGUCCGCCCUGUCAGCCGGCACCACUUCAAAUGGCACCUCGGUGCAACACUCGCCACCUGCUCCUUCUGUGCUCCAAGCACCCGCACCCCCCACAAGUACCCCCAGCCGGAAUGUCAUGUCCUUCGACAACAUACUUUCUAGCGCCGAAACCGACCUGAGGCCACGGGAUCCAUCACCCCCUGUGAAUGCUUCGGAGCCUGCUGUGAAGGAGGAGAAAUCAGACGAGCCCGAGAAAGUCGAGCGAAAGAAGCCCGCCAGGAAGCCCAGGCAGCCCCGGGUGUCGGACAUCAAGAACUCAGAGCCCUCGUCCAAGGGGAGCUCAAGGCGAUCGUCUUCUCAGAAGGAGAAGGAACCACCAAUCGCAGCCCGCGUGCCAGCAAAGCGGACGGCGAAUGGCCAGCCCAAGCAGGGCGGCUUCUCAGCGAGCAAGGAGAAGAAGAUCAAGGACCAGAUGGACCAGAUGGAUCAGAUGGACAUUGACCCCAUCGAUGGCGACUGGUUUGAUGCAGACGAGGAGCGGCUCGCCUGGCGUCAACGAGCACAGAGGCGCCGGCGUGCAAUGGAGGGUCGGGAGGACAAGCUCCACUCCUCACGCAGGUCCAACCUGGCCAGGGACAGCAUUUUGCACUUGACCCUUCACACAGACCUGGGCAAGCGCAGGUAUGAUGACAUGUUCUACGACGACGCGUUGCAAAAGGUGCGGGACCAGGAGGUCAUCGCCGAGAAGGAGCGAAAGAAGGACAUGCAACGCAAGCGCCGCCGCGAGAAGUCCAUGGCAGUUACUAUCGAGCAGAAGGAAACGGCCCUUGCAAAGGCCCAGGCAGCCGAGCUGGCCGGCGACGAGGCUGAGCGCAUCAAGCACCUCCGUGAGGCCGAGCGUGCCAACAAGAAGGCACAGCAGACAAAGCUUAUUCUGCAGAAGGGCAUCAAGGGGCCAGCGCGGAAUCUGCCCCCCAUCGAGGUCAACCUGGAGGGCGGCGUCAUGUCGACAUUUCAGGCAAGCGACAUGGAGCCCGGCAAGGGCAAGGGCAAGGCUCGAGGCGGCCCGCGGCCGAAGAAGUCCAAGGAGCAGAAGCAGGCCGAGAAGGAUAGUGCACUGGCUGCCCAGGCUGCCCUGGACGCCGGUGAAGCGCUGCCAUCCAAGGAGGAGACGAACAAGAUCCGCAUCAGGCUCAAGAAAGAUAAGGUCCCGAAGGAAGACGCCACCAAAGACCCAGAAGCAGUCACAGAGCCAAAGGAGCCCAAGGAGAAGGAGAAGGUCGUUGAGGAGCCCAAAGACCCACUCGAGACCAAGUUCCAGACCAAGGGCUUCAACCAGAUUUACGACCAGAUCUGGCGGGACCUUGCUCGCAAGGAUGUCAACAAGGUCUACAGGCUUGCCACCGAAUCGUACGGGACCAAGGCGUCCAACCUCAAGAAGACGGCCAUUCUCGCAUCCAAGGAGGCCAAGAGGUGGCAGAUGCGCACCAACAAGGGCACCAAAGACCUGCAGGCUCGCGCCAAGCGUGUCAUGCGAGACAUGAUGACCUUCUGGAAACGUAACGAGCGUGAAGAACGUGACCUGCGCAAGGCCGCCGAGAGGCAGGAGCUUGAGAACGCUCGUAAACAGGAGGCGGACCGCGAAGCCGCUCGGCAGAAGCGGAAGCUCAACUUCCUCAUCUCCCAGACGGAGCUGUACUCUCACUUCAUCGGCAAAAAGAUCAAGACACACGAAGUCGAGCGCAGCACCGACAAUCCCGACAUUGCCGCCGAGGAUGCCGCCCCGGACCACAACGCUGUCGACAUCGACGACGACGGCACUGCCGCGUCGGGCGUCAAAGUCACCAAGUUCGAGAACCUCACCUUCGAGGAGGAGGACGAAGAGAAGCUCCAGGCGAUCGCGAAGGCCAACGCUGCGCAUGCUCUGGCAGAAGCUCAGCAGAAGGCCAGGGACUUCAACAGGGAUGAUGAGCCUGAUGAGGACGGAGAGAUGAACUUCCAGAACCCCACGGGCAUGGGCGAGGUCGACAUCGAGCAGCCGAAGCUGCUCAAUGCCCAGCUCAAGGAGUACCAGCUCAAGGGUCUCAACUGGCUGGCCAAUCUGUACGAGCAGGGCAUCAACGGCAUCCUGGCCGACGAAAUGGGCCUCGGCAAGACUGUGCAGUCAAUCUCGGUCAUGGCUUAUCUGGCGGAGAAGUACGACAUUUGGGGCCCAUACCUGGUCGUUGCCCCCGCGUCGACCCUCCACAACUGGGAGCAAGAGCUGCGCAAGUUCGUUCCCGAGUUCAAGAUCCUUCCGUACUGGGGCACAGCGGGUGACCGUAAGACUCUUCGUAAGUUCUGGGAUCGCAGGCACAACACGUACAAGAAGGACGCCAGCUUUCAUGUCAUGGUCACGUCCUACCAGCUUGUCGUGUCCGAUGUUGCCUACUUCCAGAAGAUGAAGUGGCAGUACAUGAUUCUCGACGAGGCCCAGGCCAUCAAGAGCUCAUCAAGCUCCCGAUGGAAGUGCCUGCUGAGUUUCCACUGUCGAAACCGUCUGCUGCUGACUGGCACCCCUAUCCAGAACAACAUGCAGGAGCUUUGGGCCUUGCUGCACUUCAUCAUGCCCUCGCUGUUCGACUCGCAUGACGAAUUCAGCGAAUGGUUCUCCAAGGACAUCGAGUCUCACGCGCAGAGCAACACGAAGCUCAAUGAAGACCAGCUCAAGCGUCUGCACAUGAUCCUGAAGCCCUUCAUGCUUCGCCGCGUGAAGAAGCAUGUCCAAAAGGAACUUGGCGACAAGAUCGAGACGGAUGUCUUCUGUGACCUCACGUAUCGCCAGCGGGCUUACUACAGCAACCUGCGCAACCAGAUCAGCAUCAUGGAUCUGAUCGAAAAGGCCACCACCGGUGAUGACACGGACUCUGGUACAUUGAUGAACCUUGUCAUGCAGUUCCGCAAGGUUUGCAAUCACCCCGACCUAUUCGAGCGCGCAGAGACAACAUCACCAUUCUUCACCGGGUACUUUGCCGAGACGGCGUCAUUCAUCCGCGAGGGCAACAACGUGCCGGUGGCGUACUCGACGAGGAGCUUGAUAGAUUAUGAGCUGCCCAAGCUUGUCUGGAGGGACGGUGGCAGGUUGUAUAAGGCCGGAAGCGACAACCAGAAGGCCGGGUUCCGCAACAGGUACCUGCAACACAUGAUGAACAUCUGGACACCAGACAAUGUUCGCGAGAGCCUCAGCGGCAGUGACGCCUUCUCAUGGCUGCGCUUUGCCGAUGCAAGCCCUCAGGAGGUGUACAACGCAAGCCAUCAGGAUGUAUUCACCCGCGCUGUUGAGCUGUCGAGACAGAAGGACCGGCUGGCAUACAUGAAUGUCGCCUAUGACGAGCCAGAGGACCAAGGCUUCAGCCCAGCUCACGCACUUUUCCAGAUCAAGCAGCGAAAUGACCGCAAACCGCUGGCCGACAUCACGGACAAGGGCAUCAUGAGCAACCUGAUGAAUGUGGCUCGAGAGACCUACCGUGACGCCGGGUUCGGCCACCUUGAGCCCGCUGGUCGUCCUGGGGCAGCCGCGCCACCAAUCGAUGUGGUUUGCAACAGCCGCGGGGCCAAUAUUGAGCGGGAGGAGACGCUCUUUAAUGUCCCGAUGCGAAGGGCGUUGUACGAGCCCAAUCCUGAGGAGCAGCUAGCCUUUAUCACGCAGAAGAUCCCCAACGAGAACAUACCCCCAUACGGCUUGUUACCGGCCCCGGACAACGAAAAGAAGCGCUUCACAAAUGUGAGCGUACCGUCAAUGCGGCGCUUCGUCACGGAUUCCGGCAAGCUUGCCAAGUUGGACGAGCUGCUCUUCAAGCUCAAGGAGCAAGGCCACCGCGUGCUGCUGUACUUCCAGAUGACGCGCAUGAUUGACCUGAUCGAGGAGUAUCUGAUGUACCGCAACUACAAGUUCUGCCGACUUGACGGCUCCACCAAGCUCGAGGACAGGCGUGACACUGUGCAUGACUUCCAGACGCGGCCCGAGAUCUUCAUCUUCCUGCUGUCCACCCGUGCGGGUGGUCUCGGCAUCAACCUCACGUCCGCGGAUACGGUCAUCUUCUACGACUCGGACUGGAACCCCACAAUUGACUCGCAGGCCAUGGAUCGCGCCCAUCGUCUCGGCCAGACCAGGCAGGUCACGGUGUACCGCCUCAUCACCCGCGGCACGAUUGAGGAGCGGAUCCGCAAGCGAGCUCUGCAGAAAGAAGAAGUGCAACGCGUUGUCAUCUCGGGUGGUGGCACUGGUGCUGGUGUCGACUUCUCCGGUCGUAGGACGACUGAGAACCGCAACAAGGACAUUGCCAUGUGGCUCGCUGAUGACGAUGACGCGGUGGAGAAGAUGAUCGAGCGUCGCGAGCAGGAGCUCAUGGCCAGCGGCGAGUAUGAGAAGAAGAGGAAGGGCGGCAGGAAGAAGAAGGAUGCCGUCUCCCUGGACGACAUGUAUCACGAAGGCGAAGGACACUUUGACGACAACAAAGCGUCGGGGACGGCGACCCCGAUUGAGGCGCCCGCAGCACCUGGCAAGAAGAAGGGCAAGGGCUCCAAGAAGGCUAAAACAGCCAAACAGCGUCUUGCUAUUGCUGACGGCGAGGUUGAUGCAUAG
Diaporthe batatas is the source of this 5535-nucleotide messenger RNA. RefSeq lists its product as uncharacterized. The coding region runs from base 1 to 5535 and encodes 1844 amino acids. The transcript is spliced from 4 exons. The record is from RefSeq and is a predicted model, not a curated record. Gene Ontology annotation, molecular function: DNA binding; ATP-dependent chromatin remodeler activity; ATP hydrolysis activity. Gene Ontology annotation, cellular component: Ino80 complex; nucleus. NCBI's taxonomy places the organism in Eukaryota, Fungi, Ascomycota, Sordariomycetes, Diaporthales, Diaporthaceae. Gene Ontology annotation, biological process: DNA-templated transcription; chromatin remodeling; DNA repair.